Molecule: messenger RNA, 480 nt
Organism: Ostreobium quekettii
Lineage: Eukaryota; Viridiplantae; Chlorophyta; Ulvophyceae; Bryopsidales; Ostreobiaceae
Source: the annotation of a GenBank genome assembly
AUGCCAGGUCCGUUGUUGGACAAGGCUUGGGUCGUCGGAACACGCGAGCAUGCAGUCCACCUGAAAGAGCGCACCUGUAUCCAACGUGAACCGUGCCGUUGGGCUUCAGCUCCCUUGCAUCCAAUGGCUGCAUUAUCCUUGUUGGACAAAGACCUUCAGUUUGCCGGCUUGCUCAAGUGCUUCAGCACACAGCAGCUGUUGAUCUGUCCUCAGAAACACGUCCCACCUAAUGAGGUGCCUCAAUCUCCGAACUGCACUGGUGUUCUUAAAAUUCCACGCGUGACAACAUAUAGCCAAGCCAGGUGUUGCACCAAUGGCUCAACUUGUGCAUGUGCACAGCCCACUCUUCAGAUUUGUGCAGCCCCAGAAUCUCGUUCCAGGAUAGGCCUUCCACCUGGAGAAUUUGCAGAGAACUGCCCUUGCAUCAUGAAAGCAGUAAUCUUUAUUGAUGGCAUGCAUGAAGACAUUGCCACAUCUUGA